This is a messenger RNA of Caenorhabditis angaria, 953 nucleotides long. NCBI's taxonomy places the organism in Eukaryota, Metazoa, Nematoda, Chromadorea, Rhabditida, Rhabditidae. The record is from the annotation of a GenBank genome assembly.
AUGUCAUUUUUUGAGAACCUCUACUCAACACAUUCCGCAAACAUUUCAGCAAUUGGAGGACCGGGAAUCUUUGGAAAAAUUGGAACUCCAAUUUGGUUCUAUGUUUCUCAUUCUCAACCGAUUGACUUGAAAGUUGAGAUUUCUUCCAGUAAGUAGAAAAAAAAUGAUCCUCGUUUUCAAGUUUAUGGAAAUCUCUGGUAAAUGUUAAUAGUAUCACAUUUUUCAGCCAAAACUGGAAAAAUAAUCAAUCACAUGCAAGAAUUCAUACAACAUAAAUCGGUCACAAUAAUUUUUUUCGCUUGUGAAACACAAAAAGAUGAAUUGGAAAUUUUUAUUGGAUUGAGAGAAUGUUAAAGUUGGUGGAACUUUGAAUGGGUUGUCGAACAAAGUCCAAGCGGCAAAAAGUGAAAUAUCAGUGACAACUGUUGGAACUUUGAAUGGGUUGAUGGACAAAGUCCAAAAGGCAAAGAGUGAAAUAUCAGUGACAACUGGUCCGAAUAUGAGAUCGGAACCAUCAUUCUCACAACUAUCGGAUAGAACUUGGGCAAAUUACGCUCGAGAACUCACAAAUUCCCCGAAUCCCAUAUUUUCAUCAACACUGUAAGUUAAUUAGGCAAAGAUGGGGCCCAAAAGUGUUGCGCAUUCAGAAAUAAGCCCUUGAUUUUCAGUAAUUCUUCACAAAUUUCUUCAAUUCCGAAAAAUGUCAUUCGAAAUACAACAAGUUAGUUUUUUCCAUCCGAAGUUCAUAAUCAUAAUGACUCUAUUCAGAAGAAAUUCGAAUUGCUUGGUUUUUUGGCGGGGAAAAAAUUAUAGAAAGUGAGAAGAUAUUUGAGAGGCAAGCGAUUGAGCCACCCAAUAGUAUUCUCCCAUCGGCAUUGUAUGGAAAGCUAAUUGAAUGGUGCACCAUAUUAGACGGAGAAAGUUUGAGUGAAAUCAUCAAACAAAUCAUAUAA